GGGGUUCCAUUAGCUAUGGAACUGGAUACGGGGUCUGCCCUUUCAAUCAUUUCCAUGCAAACGUUUAGGAAGAUUUGUUCUGGUAGUGGAACUCAGGCCAAGCUGAGGCCUUCUGAUAUUGUGUUAACAGACUUUCAAAACUCCAGAGUGUGUGUUAAGGGGGAGGCCACCCUUAACGUACAGUAUAAAGAUUUUGAAGGUCCACUAGACAUAUUAGUAGUAGGAGGUGAACGAACGAGUCUCAUAGGACUCGAUUGGUUUGAGGCCUUGGGAAUACACGUCACAGGGCUCAACAGCCUACAAACACUCGACCUACAGGAAGUCUGCAAAGAAUUUGCAGAUGUUUUCAGCCCCCAGCUGGGCACGUUCAAAGGACCUCCUGUGUCCUUAAAGCUAGACCCCACUGUCACUCCCAUUAGAAUUAAAGCAAGAAGGGUCCCUUUUACUUUAAAGACUAAAAUUGACACUGAGUUGGAUAAACUGAUCCAACAAGGAAUUCUGGAACCUGUUGACUCCAGUCCCUGGGAAACCCCCAUUGUCACGCCGCUCAAAGCAAAUGGGGACAUUUGCAUCUGUGCUGAUUACAAAUGCACUCUGAAUAAGACAUUGCAGCAACAUGCCUAUCCUGUUCCUGUGGUCAGUCAUAUUCUGGCCUCCCUCAAGGGGGGGGGGGCGUCUCAGACUAUUGUGACCCACAGAGGAGCUUUCAAGGUAAAGAGACUUCAAUUUGGAGUAAAUGUCGCUCCUGGGAUUUUCCAAAGCAUAAUGGAAAACACACUACGGGGUAUACCAGGGGUUUGCCCCUAUUUUGAUGAUGUCUUACCUUUGCUGGGACUGUUUACCACACGUAAACAAACCCCCCAAAUCAUCUCCCCCAGGAUGCUCAGGUGGUCUAUCUUUUUGUCUGCAUAUGAUUUUUCCCUACUUCACAAGCCUGGGAAGGAAAUGGGCCAUGCUGAUGGCCUCAGUAGAUUACCCCUGCCGGUAAUAGAAGCUGACCCUGCGCCAGCUAUCAAUAUUCUCUCUAUCCAAGCCUUGCCCGAGUCUCCCCUGAAUGCCAGGGAUGUAGCCGCUGAAUCGGGCACAGAUCACACACUUUCACGUGUCCUUUCUUGGGUUUUGUCUGGAUGGCCUGAGCACUGUCCUAGUCCUGAGUUUCAGAGUUUCUGGUCUAAAAGGAACGAGUUGUCCACCUCUCAGGGUUGUCUGCUUUGGGGAAGCAGAGUUGUCAUUCCCACCUCAAUGAGGACUAGGGUCUUAGGUUCCCUCCACGAGGGUCAUCCUGGCAUUGUACGAAUGAAGGCUCUUGCGCGCAGCCACUUGUGGUGGCCUGGCCUAGACAAAGACAUUGAAGCUAAGGUGCAUGCAUGCCACCUUUGUCAACGCUCGCGCCCUGAAAUGCCCCAAGCUCCUGUGCAUAGAUGGGAGGAAACACAGUCUCCAUGGUCUAGGGUGCACAUUGACUACGCUGGGCCCUUUCAGGGUCAAUUCUUCUUGGUCCUCGUUGACAGCCAUUCAAAAUGGCUUGAGGUUGUACCUGUCUCAUCCACCACCGCUGCAAAGACUAUUCAGGUACUGAGGGGGAUUUUUGCUGCACACGGGCUCCCAGACGUCAUUGUGUCUGACAACGGCCCUCAAUUCACUUCCUCCGAAUUCCAAGCUUUCUUGCAGGCUAACAUGAUUCGUCAUGCCACCUCUGCACCCUUCCACCCGUCCACCAACGGUAUGGCUGAACGCAUGGUGCGCAUCACCAAGGACGCCUUGAAGAAACUGCGCAAACUGACUACCAAGCUUGACCGGUUGCAU
This is a messenger RNA of Crotalus tigris (Tiger rattlesnake), 1806 nucleotides long. RefSeq lists its product as uncharacterized. Gene Ontology annotation, molecular function: nucleic acid binding. The record is from RefSeq and is a predicted model, not a curated record. NCBI's taxonomy places the organism in Eukaryota, Metazoa, Chordata, Lepidosauria, Squamata, Viperidae. The transcript is spliced from 4 exons. Gene Ontology annotation, biological process: DNA integration. The annotation marks the transcript as partial.